AUGUCGUCACCACAGGUUUCUUCUAAGAAGCAGCAAGACCUUCAGGUGACCUACUCCAACUACAAGAACACGCUCCAACAGAUCGCCCAGAGAAUCGGCGACAUCGAGCAGGAAGCCGAAGAGCACAAGCUUGUCCUGGAAACCCUGGAACCCCUCUCUGGAGACCGAAAGUGUUUCCGUCUCAUUAACGGCGUGCUCGUCGAGAGGACCGUCCAGGAUGUCGUGCCUGCACUCAAGACGAACCAGGACGGCCUGAGAAAGGUUCUGGAUGACCUCGUCAAACAGUACAAGACGAAGCAGGACGACUUGGAGAAGUGGAAGAAAAAGAACAAUGUGCAGGUAGUGCAGCAAUAA
This is a messenger RNA of Ilyonectria robusta, 354 nucleotides long. Its product is annotated as Prefoldin beta-like protein. The record is from RefSeq and is a predicted model, not a curated record. Lineage: Eukaryota; Fungi; Ascomycota; Sordariomycetes; Hypocreales; Nectriaceae. Gene Ontology annotation, biological process: protein folding. Bases 1 to 354 code for a protein of 117 amino acids. Gene Ontology annotation, molecular function: protein folding chaperone. Gene Ontology annotation, cellular component: cytoplasm; prefoldin complex. The transcript is spliced from 4 exons.